GCAGUUUUCUAAAGAGUUUCGGACCUGAAAUAGUCCAUUCUGCGAGAUUCCAACCACUACUUACGUCUUUCCAGCUACUUUAUCCAUUUUGGGGGAGAUUAACUCAGCCUGCAACCGGUAAAGAUGCACCCUCGGCCGCUGCUCAUCAUCUCGUGUCUCCUCGCUGCCUUUCUGGUUCUCGCGAGACAAGGGCAAGGGAGUCCCACCUGUAAUAACAGAUGCUGUCGCUUCGUGGAGGGGUUCCCUCUAAGACUGAGGAAACUGCGAGAGGACUACUCACAGAUCCGCGACUAUUACGAAGCCAAUGACGACCUGGACGCAGCGCUGCUCGGCGAUUCCGUGGAGAAUUCGUUCAGUACUCCGUACGCGUGCCAUGCCAUGGACGAUAUUCUGAGCUUUUACCUCCGCACGGUGCUGCCCAGUGCGCUCGCCGGAGUCACGGAGGGCACCAAAUCGCUACGGCCCUAUAUGGAGUCUAUACAGCUGAUCUUUGACGAGCUGAAACGCGAAGUGACCCAAUGUAGAAAUUAUUUUUCAUGCAAGAAGCCGUUUGACAUUAACAGCCUCAACUCCAGUUACACACAGAUGGAGCGCAAAGGACUGUUUAAAGCAAUGGGAGAGUUAGAUGUUCUGUUCAACUACAUCGAGAGGUACCUGGCCUCUAACAGACGCCGCCCUGGAGCCUCCUCCUCCUCCUCCUCCUCCUCCUCCUCUUGAAACCUCUGACCCAGUGACCUUGUGACCCCAGCCCAGCCACUCUCCAACCUGUGUAGAAUGAACUGUCUGGGCUCCAGAAGUCACUUUAACACCACACGACUCCUCUCAACAUCUGCACCCACUGUUUGGAAUGUUACAUGAUAGAACUUUAUAAGAACAUCUAACCGCGCGUAGACCUCCUCAGGGUGAACACAAAGAACUAGCAUCGAGCAUAAACAUCUUCUACCUGAACAGACCUCAUGACGUCCACUCCGCUCAUUGUGUCUCUUGGACAGUGAGAAUUCCUGCUAAACUCCAUUGCUCCCUGUGGGAAACAUGGAUCCAGCUGGAGACUUAAACCUCUUUGUCUUAUAGACAAUUACUAUUUCAGAUGAUCUAACUUGCUUUAUUUAUUGAACUGCACUGGACAAUAAAUAUGUAUUUUUGUAUUUAUGUAAUUUAUUUUUAUGAAUAAAGAACUUAUUUUUUAA
Boleophthalmus pectinirostris (great blue-spotted mudskipper) is the source of this 1187-nucleotide messenger RNA. It is a transcript of the gene il10, whose product is annotated as interleukin 10. The transcript is spliced from 5 exons. The coding region runs from base 124 to 717 and encodes 197 amino acids. Gene Ontology annotation, biological process: immune response. The record is from RefSeq and is a predicted model, not a curated record. Gene Ontology annotation, cellular component: extracellular region. Gene Ontology annotation, molecular function: cytokine activity. NCBI's taxonomy places the organism in Eukaryota, Metazoa, Chordata, Actinopteri, Gobiiformes, Gobiidae.